Oncorhynchus gorbuscha (pink salmon) is the source of this 6597-nucleotide messenger RNA. Its product is annotated as dedicator of cytokinesis protein 8-like. Gene Ontology annotation, biological process: positive regulation of T cell migration; positive regulation of GTPase activity; small GTPase-mediated signal transduction. The transcript is spliced from 46 exons. Gene Ontology annotation, cellular component: cell leading edge. The record is from RefSeq and is a predicted model, not a curated record. The coding region runs from base 1 to 5937 and encodes 1978 amino acids. Lineage: Eukaryota; Metazoa; Chordata; Actinopteri; Salmoniformes; Salmonidae. Gene Ontology annotation, molecular function: guanyl-nucleotide exchange factor activity.
AUGUGUAGCACCCACCUGGAGGAUGCACGGCAGCCAUUUAGUGCCAGAAUGUUCUCCGCAUCACGUCCCCAGCCUCAGCCAUCCCCCUCAGCCUUAGCUAUCCUCCUCAGCCGCAGCCAACCCCCUCAGCCUAAGCCAUCCGCCUCAGCCAUCCCCCAGCCCCAGCCUCAGCCAUCCGCCUCAGCCAUCCCCCAGCCUCAGCCAUCCGCCUCAGCCAUCCCCCCCCAGACCCACCAUCCCUCAGCACAAGCCUCAGCCAUCCCCAGCCUCAGCUUCAGUCUCAGCCCCAGCCAUCCCCCAGCCUCAGCCUUAGCUUCAGACUCAGCCCUUGCCAGAUGGAGAUCAUUAUUAAUAUUAUUGUUUGCCCUGUACCCACCUGCCGAUGAGGAUGAUGCAGUGGAGAUCCGGCCCAUUCCUGACUGUCCCAAAGAGCACAUGGGCGACCGGAUCAUCAUCCGGUGUCAAGCCAUCAAGUUUGAGAUUGAUAUUGAACCACUAUUUGCUACCCUGGCUCUGUACGACCUGAGAGAGAAGAAAAAGAUAUCCGAGAACUUCUACUGUGAUCUGAACUCAGACCAGUUUAAAGGGUUCCUGAAACCCCACACGCCACAGACGGACCACUCCACCCUCUCCCGAGCAGCCAUCUUCUCCAUCACAUACCCCUCCCCAGACAUCUACCUGGUCAUCAAGAUAGAGAAGGUGCUGCAGCAGGGAGAGAUCAGUGACUGUGCGGAACCAUACAUGGUCAUGAAGGAGACGGACUCAGCAAAGAACAAGGAGAAGCUGGAGAAGCUGCGUAAUCAGUCUGAGAUGUUCUGUCAGAGACUUGGUCGUUACCGCAUGCCCUUUGCCUGGGCUACAGUCAACAUCAUGAACGUCAUCAGCACCGCCACACUGGACCGAGACACCACCGACUCUGACAGCCUCAACGGUAAAUCCAGCAGUCUGGAAAAGAGAGGUCAGUUGCCCAGGAGGAACUCAGAGAGGUUCGGUACCAUGGAAGACCAGUGUAACAUGUCUGCCUUCAAACCUGCUACCAUCACCAUCAGCACCUUCUGCAAGCAGGAGGGGGACCGUCUGAGUGAUGAGGACUUGUUUAAGUUCCUGGCAGACAUCAAGAAAUUCUCAUCCCUGCAGAGAAGAAUUAAAACCAUACCAGGUACAAUAAGACUGGAUGUGACUCCGGUCCAUGACAACCCAGUGGCCUGUCUGUCUACUGAGCUGAUCCCAGUCAAACCACUGGCUGAGAAGAACGUCCGACCUGUCAAAGAGGUGUUGGAGUUCCCCUCCAGCGAGGUCUAUGUUCCACACAGCACUUACAGGAACCUGCUCUAUGUAUACCCCCAGCGACUCAACUUUGUCAACAGGCUGACUUCAGGAGGAAGGAAUAUCACUAUUAAAAUCCAGUUUAUGAGUGGAGAAGACCCCAGCUGUGUGAUGCCUGUCAUUUUUGGAAAAUCGAAUGGUCCUGAGUUUGUGCAGGAAGUAUACACCCCAGUCACGUACCAUAACAAGUCUCCAGACUUCUAUGAGGAGGUGAAGAUGGUUCUGCCUGCCAGGCUGACUGAGAGACACCACCUGCUGUUCACAUUCUACCACAUCAGCUGUCAACAGAAACAGAACCAGACUGGAGCCAGUGAGACACUCAUAGGUUACUCUUGGCUGCCUAUACUGAGUACUGACAGACUACAGACUGGUCAGUACUGCCUCCCUAUCGCCCUGGACAGAUUGCCUGUCAACUACUCACUGCACUCACCUGAGAGGAUUACCCCUCAGGUUCCUCCAGUCAAGUGGAUGGAAAGUCACAAAGGAGUUUUCAACCUGGAGAUACAGGCUGUGUCCUCAGUACACACACAGGACAACCACUUGGAGCGUUUCUUCACAUUGUGCCAUGCCCUGGAGGGCGGAGUGACGUUCCCUCUCCGGGUUCGGGAAGAGAAGAUUCCGGAGAACAAGCUGGAGCAUGAGCUGAAGCUGAGCAUCAUCUCCCUGUCGUCCUCCAGACUAGAACCUCUGGUCCUCUACCUUCAUCUGGUCUUAGAUAAACUGUUCACCCUCAUCAUGCAGCCCAUGGUCAUCGCUGGACAAACAGCCAACCUGGCCCAGAUAGCGUUUGAGUCAGUGGUGUCAAUCGUCAACAGUCUCCACAACAGCCAGGAGUUGGCCAGGGACCAGCAGGGCAGGAACGGUCUCCUAGCAACAUACCUGUACUGGGUGUUCCGUCUGCCUGACUCCAAUGAGCUCCUUAACACAGGUCCAGGGGGUGUGGUACCUCCCACUGAGGGCCGCUACAGUACUAUGGGGCGGGCCUCGGCCACCACAGUCGGAACCAUGUUACUGCAGUCCCGGCUCCGCAGCAGCAGCAACCCUGAUAUCCCUGCCCCACACAGUGCAGAAGACACAGAGGUGAAAAACAUCCUGUCAGCUAAGGGCCAGAACAACCCAGGCAGUCGUAUGUCGACCUAUGUGGAUGUGAGCAGCCACCCUCAGAGCUCUACGGGCGGGACCCGGCCCUCCAACAGAAAACAGUUCCAUGAAGAGUUGGCUCUACAGAUUGUGGUCAGCACAGGAGUCUGCAGAGAGAACGCAUAUAAAUAUGCCUGGUUCUUCUUUGAACUGUUGGUGAAGAGCAUGGCCCAGCAUGUGUCUCAGCUGGAGAAGCAAGACGUCCCUCGCAGGAGCCGCUUCUCAGACCGCUUCAAAGAUGAUGUCACAACCAUCGUCUCUGUGGUUACUGCUGAGAUAGGGACCAUCCUGGUCAAACAGCAGAAGGAGUUGGAGCAGGCAGAGAAGGUGAACAUCAGCCUGGCCUUCUUCCUGUAUGACCUGCUGUCUCUAAUGGACCGAGGCUUUGUCUUCAUCUUGGUCAAAAACUACUGCAACCAGAUGUCGACAAAGACCGUUUCCAUGCCAAUCCUGAUUAGCAUGCGAUUGGAGUUCCUGCGUAUCCUGUGCAGUCACGAGCACUACCUCAACCUCAGCCUUUACUUUAGUAGCCCUGCCUCUGCACCCGUCUCUCCAUGCCCAUCCAUCUCCUCACAGAGCUCCAGUUCCUGUAGUUUCCAGGAGCAGAGGAUCCUGGGGCUGUUUGAGCUGUCCCAGGAGUUUAAACAGCAGCACUACCUCGCUGGUCUACUGCUCACUGAGCUCAGCGCUGCACUGGACAUGGAGUCAGAGGGGGGUAAGGUCCAGAAGAAGGCCAUCAACGCCACCUACAGUCUGCUGUGUGCCCAUGACCUGGACCAGCGCUGUACCCGUCCUGAUGUCCGGGCCAAGGUGGCCACUCUCUACCUCCCCCUGGUGGGCAUCAUCAUUGACUCCAUCAACUACCUGGACUUCACAGUGUCCGAGGCUCGCGGAGGGAAGAGUAAGACUGGAGGGGCAGACGAAGACCCUGACAGCAUCCCGCCCAUUAACCAGUCUAUUGCUAUGGCAAUCGCCGGCAAUCCCUUCAACACCUUGGCGAGGAAUGCCCUGGCUUCCAUGGCGUCUGUGCAGUCUGCUAAGGCAGUGGCCACCCUGUCAGCAGAGACCAGUCGUAACCUGCUGCUGUGUUUCCUGUGGGUGAUGAAGAACGCUGAGAGGAGUCUGAUCCAGCGCUGGACUGUAGACAUGCCCUCAGCACAGCUCAACAGACUGCUAGAACUACUCACCAUCUGUGUUUCCUGCUUUGAGUACAGGGGGAAGCGGAGUAGUGAUAAGGUGAGCACGCAGGCCUUACAGAAGUCCCAGCAGGCCAAGAUGCAGCUGGAGGACUCCCUACUGAGGGGCAUCGGAGCCCGGGGGGAAAUGAUGCGACGGGCUGGAGGAAGUGACCGUGCAGGUCAGAGAGUGAACCUGCGCUGGAGAAAAGACCUGACACAGUGGAGGCAGACCAAUGACAAACACGACAAAACCAAAGCAGAGCUGGACCAGGAGGCUCUGAUCAGUGGGAAUCUGGCUACUGAGUCCAACCUCAUAGUCCUGGACCUACUGGAGACCAUAGUACAGGCUGUUCCAUUGGCUGACUGUAAGGAAAGUGUUGUGGGUGGUGUGUUGAGGGUGUUGCUACACUGUCUCACCUGCAACCAGAGUACAACCUUCCUGUCUCACUGCUUCAGCACACUGCGAGCACUCGUCGUCAAGUUUGGUGACCUGUUAUUUGAAGAGGAAGCCGAACAGUGUGCAGACCUGUGUCAGAAGGUGCUCCAGCACUGUAGCAGUCCUGUGGAUGGAAAUAGAAGCCAGGCCUGCGCUACCCUAUACCUCAUCAUGAGAUACAGCUUCAGCUCAGCCAAUAACUUCUCCCGGGUGAAGAUGCAGGUGACUAUGUCUCUAGCCUCUCUGGUGGGGAAGUCCUCGGACUUCCAUGAGGAGUACCUCCGCAGGUCCCUACGCACCAUACUGGCCUAUGCAGAGGAGGACACAGAGAUGCAGAACACACCGCUGCCCUCACAGGUGGAUGAGCUGCUGAGGAACUUAAACAGUAUCCUGUCAGACACGGUGAAGAUGAGAGAGUUCCAGGAAGACCCAGAGAUGCUCAUGGACCUCAUGUACAGGAUAGCGAAGGGUUACCAGACGUCUCCUGACCUGAGGUUGACCUGGCUGCAGAACAUGGCGGAAAAACACAAGAACAGGAAGUGUUUUACCGAGUCGGCCAUGUGUCUGGUCCAUGCUGCAGCCCUGGUGGCUGAAUACCUCAGCAUGCUGGAGGACCACAAAUACCUACCUGUGGGCAGUGUCACCUUUCAGAACAUCUCUCCCAAUGUGCUGGAGGAGUCCGCGGUAUCAGAUGACAUACUGUCCCCAGAUGAGGACGGUGUCUGUUCAGGACAAUACUUCACCACCAGUGGUCUGGUGGGCCUACUGAAGCAGGCUGCGGAACUCUUCAGCAACGGUGGUCUGUAUGAGACAGUGAAUGAAGUGUAUAAGAUCAUAAUGCCUGUUCUGGAGGCUCACAGAGAUUUCCGGGAGCUGGUCUCUACUCACGAGAAACUCCAGAGAGCCUUCGACAACAUCAUUCAGAAGGGCCAUAAGAGGAUGUUUGGGACGUAUUUCCGGGUGGGUUUUUAUGGGGCCAAGUUUGGAGACCUGGACGAACAGGAGUUUGUUUACAAGGAGCCAGGGAUCACCCACCUGCCAGAGAUAUCCCACAGACUGGAGAACUUCUACAGUCAGUGUUUUGGCGAUGCCCUGGAGAUGAUCAAAGACUCCAAAGACAUAGACAGAAGCAAACUGGAUGCUAACAAGGCCUACAUACAGAUCACCUACGUGGAGCCCUUCUUUGAUGACUAUGAGAUGAAAGACCGCCUGACCAACUUUGAGAAGAACUUCAACUUGCGUCGCUUCAUGUACACCACGCCCUUCACAAAGGCCGGGCGGCCGCGUGGUGAGCUCAACGAGCAGUACAAGAGGAAGACCAUCCUCACCACCAUGCACACCUUCCCCUACAUCAAGACACGCAUCAACGUCAUCCAGAAAGAAGAGUUUGACCUGACUCCCAUUGAGGUGGCCAUCGAGGACAUGCAGAAGAAGACCAGGGAGCUAGCAGUAGCCACACACAGAGAGCGUCCCGAUGCUAAGAUGCUCCAGAUGCUUCUACAAGGCUCUGUGGGAGCCACCGUCAACCAGGGACCGUUGGAGGUGGCCCAGGUCUUUCUGAAUGAGAUCCCAGCAGACCCCAAGCUCUUCCGCCACCACAACAAACUGCGCCUGUGUUUCAAAGAGUUCAUCAUGAGGUGUGGUGAGGCUGUGGAGAAGAACAAGCACCUGAUCACGUUAGACCAGAAGGAGUACCAACAGGAGUUGAAGAAGAACUACAACCGUCUGAGAGAGAACCUGCGGCCCAUGCUGGAGAGGAAGAUACCCGAGCUCUACAAACCCAUCAAACCACGCCUGGGGAACAGGGAUUCCGUCAAACGGCUCAGUUUCCGCAGAGCACUGGAGGAGAACUCCUGAGACGGCCAGACAGACUCCUCUAUCUGAGGGAAUGCUCCAGAGGCCAGAGAAAAAAAGGAUGCUGUAAAAGUAGAAAAGGCGGCAAAGGGAAGAGGGAGAGCAGAAGGGAGCUAGCAGUCCUCAUUCACCAUGGAAGAGCAGUACUGUACACAUGAUUACACGGAGGACUUACAAUCAUAUCUGAAUCAAUAACACAACAUUGCUAGUUCUCUUGAGUUCUAUGAUUACUGCUAGUCCUAACGAUGCUGCAAACUACUGUGGGUUUGAGAAAGACUAGUACAAGUUCCACAUUUAAGGGAUACUUCAGGAUGUUGGCAAUGAAUCCCUUUAUCUACUUCCCCAGAGUCAAAUGAACUUGUGGACACCAUUUUUAUGCCUCUGUGUGCAGCUUGAAGGAAGUUGCUAACUAGCGCUAGUUCAACUGCCAACUAGCGUUAGCGCAAUGACUGGAUGUCUUUCGUAACUGUUGGCAUGCUAGUAGAUGGGUCAAAGACGUAUAAGGUUUUCAAAGUAGCAAAAAAACAAAACAGCAAUUACAAUUCCCUAAAAGGCUUUUUUAAAUGUUAGUUGGAGUGUCACCUAUGCUCAUAUUAGUUAUAUUCAAGAAUAAAGCCAAUAAUUCAUUUUUAUUGUGAUUUCAAAUAAAUGUACCUUACUGUU